This is a messenger RNA of Epinephelus moara (kelp grouper), 8323 nucleotides long. RefSeq names its product solute carrier family 25 member 14 (gene slc25a14). The coding region runs from base 242 to 1102 and encodes 286 amino acids. Gene Ontology annotation, biological process: mitochondrial transport. Lineage: Eukaryota; Metazoa; Chordata; Actinopteri; Perciformes; Serranidae. The record is from RefSeq and is a predicted model, not a curated record. The transcript is spliced from 9 exons. Gene Ontology annotation, cellular component: mitochondrial membrane.
GAAGAAGCUCGUUUGUGGCGUUUGACAUUAGCUGAAAUGGGAAGCUAACAGCGGGCGAGAAGUUUUCUGCUUGCACUGUAAUUAAGUCAAGCUGCGGAUAUUUAUUAAGUCAUGGAAGACCAAGUGAAGUAGCAGGUUGCGGAUUUUAUCGACACUACAGCACUGUGUUGACCUCUGUCUGGGCUGCCUGCUGUUGUUUCUAGCGGGGCUGCAGCAGGUGGAAGCAGCCGCCGCCGCGGAGAUGGCAAACUUGAACUGGAAGCCGUUCAUCUACGGAGGGAUGGCCUCGAUUGUCGCAGAAUUUGGGACAUUUCCCAUUGACCUGACUAAAACCAGACUACAGGUCCAGGGUCAGUCUCAGUACACGGAGGUGCGUUACAGGGGCAUGUUUCAUGCCCUCUUCAGGAUUGGCAAAGAGGAGGGCAUCCGAGCGCUCUAUUCUGGGAUUUCUCCUGCUCUGUUGAGACAGGCAUCUUAUGGGACAAUCAAGAUAGGAACCUACAACUCUCUGAAGAGGCUGUUUGUCAGUCACCCAGAAGAUGAGACCAUGGUCAUCAACGUCUUCUGUGGUGUCGUGUCUGGAGUCCUGUCCUCUUCUCUGGCCAACCCCACCGAUGUCCUCAAGAUCAGAAUGCAGGCGCAGGGCAGCCUGCUCCAAGGCAGCAUGAUGUCCAACUUCAUCAACAUCUACCAGACAGAGGGCACCAGAGGGCUUUGGAGAGGUGUCAUCCCCACAGCACAGCGGGCAGCCAUCGUCGUCGGAGUGGAACUUCCUGUCUAUGACAUAACGAAGAAGCACCUGCUUCGCUCUGGCCUCAUGGGAGACACCAUUUUGACACAUUUCAUUUCAAGUUUCACGUGUGGCUUGGCGGGAGCGCUGGCCUCCAACCCCGUGGACGUGGUCCGGACCCGUAUGAUGAACCAGCGAGUUUUGUCGGGAAGCCCCAUGUACAAAGGAACACUGGACGGAGUGAUGCAGACGUGGAAGAACGAGGGCUUCUUCGCUCUCUAUAAGGGAUUCUGGCCGAACUGGCUGAGGCUGGGGCCCUGGAACAUUAUUUUCUUCAUCACCUUCGAGCAGCUGAAGAAGCUCCCGUUUUAAUGGGAACAGGAAGUGGGACUUCACUGGUCUGUUAAGACUGUGUCGGGCAUAAGUGGGGUGUGAGCACGGCAGCACCUGGAGUUUUGGCACCAGUAUAUUCACACUCCCUUCAAAUUCAUACCAAUGAUACAAUAUUAGUCAUCUGCCCAUGCUCAUCCAAAUCUUAUGUUGAUUUCUCUCUCUCUUUGCAAUGUGUUUUAUUUAUUGUCACUGGUUGUGUUCUCGUACUGUUUUAAGGACUGUUGCUUUGGUGACUACGCUCACCAACAGCCACCUCCGACACUCCCCAGGCAGCUAAAUAUUUGGUUGUAGCAGAAGACUGAAAGUUUGGAAGACUAGGUUCAUUUUCCUCGGGCUGAUUGGGUGAGUGGAACCUUGUGAACUUUGGCUUAUCUUAAAAAGACAAAGAGAGAGGACACUUGUGAUUGUUUGCUCAGGAAUCCUACACAGAAAAACAUGGGAAAUAAUUUUAAUAAUAAGCUUAGGAAUUGCAGAAUGUCAGGUCACACAUAUGCAGGUUGUGGAGUUGUUUUUUUUUUUUUUUUUUUUUUUUUAAAAAGAAGAUAAUGUUAAAUUUUAAACUGAAUGACAUGUAGGAACGCUGUAUUUUGAAUGCACAGGCACUGCAUGAAACAUGCUUGGAUUUUACUGCUGAAUGUUGAGGAACUGUUUGGAAGAGUGGUUCAAAUAGGAAAUCAGCUGUUACUGUUAGUUACUGUACUGUGAGAGAGAGCCGGAGUAAGACACUGACAGAAAGUAGGAAAUGAACAGGUCAUUAGUGCUUAACGUCUGUAUGGAAAAUGAAACUCUGAGAUAUCUUGUGAUCUCUGGUACACUGAGGUGUUAAGAAAAGGUGUCGCACAGCAUCUGACGUGCAGUUUUUAAUCUUUAAAUGGGUCAGUUGCCAGAAAAUCACUCUGAAUUUUAAAGUUGAAGAAAAAAAUAGUCAGAACUUUUUUAUUUAUUAUUUUUUAGGAGAAGAAAUUUCCACAUAACACAAAUUCUAAACAUCUAAAGAAGACACUGAAGUUUUACUUGAAAAUAUCAGAAAUCUGAACCAAAGCCUCUCAUGACAAAAGGGAAACACUUUUACUCGUAUUCACAACCAAAAGGUCUUUUUUCCCUUUAUUUUAUUUAAUUUCAAGGAAAUACUCAAUCAAGAGCAAUCACUCCAAAUGAAUGUUUAUGUUUUUGCUGUAGAGACCUUUUUUUUUUUUUUUUGGCUUUGUUUUGUUCUCCUCCAGUCUGCUGCUGAUUCGGAAGCGAAGCUAAUGCCAUUAUUAACCCACAUGACAACAAUCCAUUUCAUACUGUAAAUCGCUGUACAGACUCAAUCACACAGAGAGGUGGAUGUAUUUUAUCCUGUCAUGUCCAGGUGCACAUAUGAUGCCUUGUUGCGCUAUUCUUACUGUUGUGUUCCUCCUGUUAGGUAAAGUCACGGCAUGAAAGGAGGCAGCUGGUGUGGACAGAAAGUGCAAAAUAGUUUGUUUGUGCCAAACUGGGUUUGAUUUUAUUUGCAGCUACUCUGAGUCCACAUAAAGUUUUGUUUUCAGAAGAAACUCGUAGCUGGAAACUGUCAGACGCUGUAGUUUGAAAUUGAAAACAUAUUUUAAAUUUGUGAAUAAUAUCUUUAAAUCAAAACAAAUGCAGUUUUAACAACUUCAAUUUUUAUUUAGUUUACGAGGAUCCACAAACAAUUUGUUUGACUUGUACAGAACAUGAGUGCAGUUUCCACGCCAGGUUUUUUUUAAUUAUAUUUAAUUAUUUUUUAGCAGUUUUGAUUUUUGUUUUUAAAGUUGAAGGUAUUUAUUUUCUGACGUGAUCAAAAGUUUCCCAUUGUGGCAGCAGUUUUGUGUGGCAUCAUAGCUUGUCAUCAGAUGGGUCUCCCGAAAUUAUCUUCAUCUUUCUUCUUUAUUUUGACUGCACAGACAUGCUGGACUCUAUGACUGAAGGACAUUAAAAAUACGAUUUAUAGCUUCAACAGAGCUGGUACUUCUACAUGUAUACUGCUGUAGGCAACUCUGCUGUUUAGCUUCAGGCUUGUUAUAGUUUAGUAGCAGACUGUAAAGUAGCUUGGCUCUAUCUUGGUCAUAAUUCACUGGAUCACCUUAUAGUUUGCUUUUAUCUAUAAAGGGAUACUUUUGGAUUUUGCGAAUCAGGUUUUUCCUCUUCUUCUGCUCUCGAUUAAAAACGCACAUGGUGUCCUUUUACCCUGACAUGGAUCAGCUGUCAUCACAGCUGCAGAAAUGUCACAAUGUCAUAUUUUUUUAAUUGAACCUGACUGCAGAAUCCAAAUUAAACCCAGUGUAAACCUUAUUUCCCAGUAUCAUUAUUUCAGAUCUCUCCAAUGGGAUUUAUUAGUUCAUCCUUUGUUUCCUCAGUUAUGGUUUGAGCUGGCAUUUUAGCGUGCAGUCAGGACACAACUCUCAACUUUUGUGCUCAACAGUGGAGUGGGUUUGAAAGGCCACAAGGUUCUGUGUGUGUGUGUGUGUGUGUGUGUGUGUGUGUGUGUGUGUGUAAUAAUAAUAAUAAUUUGCACAUAAUGAGGCCCGAAACACAUUUUAACCAACAGAGUGAGGACAUGUUGGGAAAGUGAGAACAUCUUUGUUAGUCUUCACUUCUUCAAACACUUCACUUUUUCUGUUUGAGGGUUAAGACUUGGCUUUAAGGUUCAUGUUAUUGUAAAGGAUGGACACUUUAAGGAACAUCCAUGUCAAAGUCCUAGCUAUAGAUUAUUAAGAGUACUUGAGUACUUCCUUAAAAAAAUCUAAUGUAAGAAUAGGAAAGUAAAUUGGCCAACAACAAAAAACAAAUGCAAUUUUAAAUGUAUUUAUUCACUCUAUUAAACUAUAAAUUUAAAGUUAACAUGAUAAAAAUCAGCAAACUUUCUGUUGCUGCUGUGACAUAGGUUAGACAUUGUGCUGAAGGACUGUCCUCAAGCUUUUGUCCUACUAGUCAGUUCGACGUCUGCCCAGUUUAGCACAAACUAACAUCUGACUUCGAGCCGUUUAAUGGUCCCAACAAACUCACACUGACACUGAAAUGGCUUGACUCAGUCCCAUUAAUAACUGUUACUGACUCUUACUGUUACUAAUGUUAGCUGUGUAAAGCUAUCACUGUGUGUGUGUGUGUGUGUGUGUGUGUGUGUGUGUGUGUGUGUGUGUGUGUGUGUGUGUGUGGACCUCAUGGGCGGAGCUCACAUUCCCACAGCAGUAGUUUAAUGAUAAAUGCAGGAAGGAAGGAAACGACAGCAGGGCAAGGAUGCAAGUACUGUCGUCCAAAUUAGUACUUAAGUACUCACGCCCAUUUCUAGUUGCAGCUAGGUUUAGGUAAGGGUAAGGGGCUAGGGAAUGCAUUAUGUCAAUGAGGGUCCUCACAAAGGUAGAAGUACAAGAAUGUGAGCGUGUGUGUUUGUGCGUUGGGGUCUAUCGUUGGUUUGCCUUUCUGGUGAUGUUGGCGUGAAGUUAUUUUAAUAAUAGGGUCCUGGGAGAGUUGUACUGUUGCAGCCUUACGCGUUACAGUGGUGACCUGUUAAUGAUAUCACUGAUGCCUCAUUAACACUGAGUGUGUGGGUUUUCCUUUAGAUAUUGUCUACAGAUUUUAAUCACAGUUCUCACUAUUGAAAUUAAACUAUUAAAAGCUGUUUAGAUACAUUUCAGUGCAUCUGUGAGGAGAUGUGUUUGGUGUUACCUCAGCUUUCCUGAGCCAUUUAAACAGUCUGUUAGCAAUUCUGCAUAGUACUCGAGUACAGCAGAGUAUCAGGAUAUCUGCAACCUACGAUUAAUCUAUUUAUCUAUGUAUUAAUUCACCUUCCUAUAAAGUGCGUUUAGACUUGGAUCAGGUUUAUUUGAAGUUUAAUCGGCUUGUUGAGUAACCAUAACGUUACAGAGUUAAUCUGAGUGCAGGGGUUUAUCACUGGAAUAGAGUGGGGUUUUUUUAGACACAAAAACAUGGGAGACUAAGGUCCAGGUUGAAAAAUCCUUAAGAUACCCUUAAACAUCAUUCUCAAAUGUGUCACACUGGUGUGGACGUUAUUGAACGUGUAAUUUCUGCCGGCCAAUAAGUUACAAUCAUGUCACAACAUAUACACACAAUGGAAGCUGAAUCUCAAAUUACAUAUACUCAAGAAAUCAUGAUUUUCAUUUAAUGGAACUAAAUUUACUUCUAUCAGACAUUUUCAGCCUAACAUGUAGAGAAGAUGAGAUACAAAGUUCAUGCUAACCAACAACUUGCUUUGUGAGCGACUUUGCACAGCUGUCAAUGUAAAUACUAUUGUGGUACUUGGUUUAUGUUUAUGGAAAGUUACAUCAGGAAACUCGGCACAGCAGGCGGCAGCAUCUGAUUUUGUAGUAUCUCUUGUGGUGUUUUUAGUGUUCAUAAAUCAAUUUUCUUUUAAAUAAUGUGUUGUCAGCUGAUCACUCCAGUGUCAUAGCAGUGUACUCACUCUCUGUUUCAUGUUACAUGAACUGUCCAGCCUUUCAAAUGGCCAGAAGGAUUUCCAUUGCUCGUCUUGCAGCUCAACCCUGUGACUGUGUUGUCAAGUUUUCAUUUUGGCAAAAUGACUGAACCAUAUUUCGGGAUUUUGUGUUUUAAGCUUUAGUAGAUUUUUAUCUAUUUUCUAAUUAUUUUAAAGAGUUUUGCUUUUUAUGUUGAUCUGAUUUGACGUCAGAAUGAUUCAUCUAUUUAUUUGACUCUGUGUUGAAUGAUGCUGCUGUCCAUUCCUGCUUAUUAUUUAAUCCUCACGCUGGCAUGUUUGAAUUUUUGUUCAAAUGUUUGUGUUUUAAUUUGAACUGUACCCGACUGAGUCUACUAUGUUAACAACUCAUCACUUAUUUGCCUAGUGUUUCAUUCCCUUCAUCAUUAUGUAAUGCUUAUGAUAAACAAUAGUUCACCCAGUAACAUAAUUGUUUGUACUCACCUCCCUAAACUCUCUGUGGUCUCAGAAAAAGUUUUCUAUCGGAGAGCGGAGAUAAGCAAACCAGUGAAAAAAUACUUUGUUGUGGCCAAACAAAAGAGUAAAAUAAUAUAUAAUAUGUCUGAAAAACUGCCUGAAGUUUCCUGUGCAGCAUUAUCCAAGUGUCUUGUAUCCAUUCAUGGGCUUAUGGAAAUCAGAAAACUACAAACCGUUUCUGCUGAACUGUUGCUAAACAAAGUAUUUUUGGAUUAUCCUCCUAUGAAGGGAUUUGGCUGUGUGCAUGCAUGCAUACUUGGAUGAUGCUGCACAGGAAUUUUCCUAACGUUUUUGUACUGUCUAUAGCCCAAGGUUCGCACAAGGUGCUUAAAGUGCUUGGAUUUUAAGGGGAAAAAAUCAAGUGCUAAAAUCACUUGAAAAUGACCCCUUUUUAACAAAGAGCUUAAAAAUCCUUGAAAUUCAAAUAAACCAAAAAAUCCUGACUUAUGUUUCAGCCAAAAUUUGAUAAUGCCUUGCCCAACAUCAUGGUUCAUUUUUACUUCACUUCACUGUUAUAACCCUGGCAAAACCAGAAGGCCGAUGUUGGCAUGACAAAACUUAAUAUGACUCAGCUUGAUGAGCAUCUCACCGUAAUCUGGUUUGCUGUCUCUUCAGCGAUGCUCUGAUGCUAUUGCUCUGCCGAAAACUUGUGAAUGUGAUUAGUAACUUUUCACUGAAAAGAGACACUGAUCACAUAAUUUAUGUUUGAGCAUGACGUCCUUAAAAAUGAAAAAACAUAGUGCACUGAUCUGAUUCAACUAUUUGGAUGUUCCACUCUCCGUAACAUUUUUCAGUGGAGUUUAGAGAGACGAGUACUGUACACAAUGUCUAAUGUUUUUGGUUGAACUAUUGGUUGAGUAUGUUUACAUGCACGAAAUAUUCCAGUUUUUGCCCUUAUUACGAAAAAGACAAUAUUCCUACCAAGCUGUUUACAUCACUAGUGAAAAAGAAUAUUCCACUAAUAGUCCCGUUUACAUGCAGCCGUGCAUACUCACAUUAACAUGUCCUAACGUAAUUUAUCACGUCGAAAUAUAGAUAAGUGGAACCGCUGAAUCAUUUUGCUUCUUCGCAUCGAAAUAGGAUGCAAAGGAGCAAACUUCGGGGUGGACUUGUUCGACCGUACGGCCGUGGCCUCCGUCUUUGAUUUAGUGGGCAAUGCAGGCAAGAGGCUGUGUGUCACCAACUGAGAUACAUAUUCCAAAUACAUGUCCAAAGAAUACUGUUUAACUCCGAAUAAUACCAGCAGAUCCCAUCAGAAAAUGUUAAUUUUGGAAAAAGACAGGAUAUGCUGUCAUAUUCGGAGUAAUAGUGGAAUAUUAGUGUGCAUGUAAAUGUAGUCGCUGAUGGGAGUUUGCUCACUUGAAAGCUCCAGAAAAGGCGAGAAAGUGGUCCUUGAGUCAAGAUUAUUUUGGCAAAUUUAAGCUCUGCCUUAGUUUUGACACCAGUUUGAAUCAGAGAGUGUUUGUUGAGCUCUGUGUAUCACACUCCAGAAAUAAAGGAAGUAGAUCCACAAAACUGCGCUGUGCCCUAAAUUCAUACACUGGAUAUGAAGAUUUUUUGAAAGGUUUCAUCAGUGUAUUUGUUUAAUUAUUGAUGCUUUUCUAUUGUUUUACUUCAAAAGGACUUUUAAAAUGAUUCAGUCUACACACCCAGCCUCCAUUCAUGUUUCUGCUUGUGACUGAAUAUAUAUUGUUUGUCUUUAUGUUUCUGUGUCAUGUUCAACAAAGCGAAAAAGCACUGUUACACUCGUCAAAUGAAGAUAUUGGCCAUUAGUUUUGUAUUGGAUUUCGGCCAGCUGGCAUCAUUCCUCCUGAUCACAUUCUGAAAACCAGUGUGGGAAAUAGUUUUCUCUGGGCAUUUCAGUUUGAUUGUUCGGUGACACUUGAUAAAUUAAUUGUUCAUUUAAAGGCCGAGGUAGUGCAUCCUCUACUGAAGAAACCUCAUGUAGGUUCUUUUAAGGUGCUUCAGAGGCAUCAGAAAAAAAAAGUUUCAUCAUUCUGAUUUUAAAACACUUGAUAACUGACAAAUCUGCAUCUGUGUGGCAGCCUGACAGGAGAGGAAAAUCUAUAAAUAUUUUUUUGUAAAUUGCCACUUACUUGCACUUUGGUGUAUCAUUGCUGUCUAUAACCUUUUACGCUUGUUCACACUCUGAAUUUCUAUGGUGGAGGUGUUAAAUGGGGAGUAUUAUUUUGGAUUUUUUCUUUGACAGAAUGGGUUCGGCUUUAUAUGAAUUAAAUGUUCACUCAAAUAAAAUAUAUGCUGUGAUUGUU